GUCAGGCACUACCUGGAAGAAAACCAACCGGAGAAGCCGAAACGAGUAGAGAGUCGAACUCCGGCCACAUUUCUGGAUACAAAAUCUGUAUAUCUAUAAUCUAGAGAUGAUGAUUUGGAUGAAAAUCUCAUUCAUAAUCAUCAGCAUUGCGUUUGCAGAAUCUACGGAUGCAUCUCAGGUUAGAUGCAGCAAGAAAUGCGUGGCGGAAAACUGUAACUCGAUUGGGAUUAGAUACGGGAAGUACUGCGGUGUUGGAUGGACCGGAUGUCCAGGUGAAAAGCCGUGCGAUGAUCUUGAUGCUUGCUGUCAGAUUCAUGACGAUUGCGUCGAGAAAAAAGGAAUGACUAAUGUGAAAUGCCACGAAAAGUUCAAGCGCUGCAUAAAGAAAGUUCAGAAAUCCGGCAACACGGGGUUCUCUAAGGACUGCCCCUAUGACACUGCAGUGCCUACAAUGCAACAGGGUAUGGACAUGGCCAUCUUAUUUAGCCAGUUUGGUAACUCUAAGAUUGAACUCUAAUUGGCUUUCUACACAAUUUUUGGAGAUGAAACUUUUAUACAGUCGAUCAUGACCCCAUUUUUUGUAAAAGUUACCUUACAAAUUCAAUUUGUAACAAGAAAGUAUGACAUAACUCGCAUUACAUUGAUCUUGAUCAUCAUUAGUUGUUUGUGUUUUGAUUGUAA
This is a messenger RNA of Cynara cardunculus var. scolymus (artichoke), 681 nucleotides long. RefSeq names its product probable phospholipase A2 homolog 1. The transcript is spliced from 4 exons. Gene Ontology annotation, biological process: phospholipid metabolic process; lipid catabolic process; pollen germination. NCBI's taxonomy places the organism in Eukaryota, Viridiplantae, Streptophyta, Magnoliopsida, Asterales, Asteraceae. The coding region runs from base 107 to 517 and encodes 136 amino acids. Gene Ontology annotation, molecular function: A2-type glycerophospholipase activity; calcium ion binding. The record is from RefSeq and is a predicted model, not a curated record.